Messenger RNA from Spodoptera exigua (beet armyworm), 719 nucleotides. Lineage: Eukaryota; Metazoa; Arthropoda; Insecta; Lepidoptera; Noctuidae. The record is from the annotation of a GenBank genome assembly.
CCUGCUCUGAUUAACUAGUGCAAAAUGUUCACCAAAGUGUUCGCCCUCAGCGCCGUGUUGGCCGCGGCCAGCGCUGGUCUCCUGCCUGUGCACCACAGUGCAGUCUCCUCCCAGAGCAUCGUCCGUCACGAUGCUCCCGCACACUACGCCGCCCACUACGCCCCCGCCCACUACGCUGCCCCCAUUGUCCACGCCGCUCCCGUUGUCCACGCAGCUCCCAUCGUCCACGCCGCCCCCGUAGUCCACGCAGCCCCCAUCGCCGUUGCUCAUGGCGAAUACUCUCACCCCAAAUACGACUACGCUUACUCCGUGGCUGACCCCCACACCGGUGACCACAAGUCCCAGCACGAGAGCCGCGACGGUGGUGCCGUGCACGGCAGCUACUCCCUGGUUGAGCCCGACGGUUCCGUGCGCAAAGUAGAAUACACCGCUGACGACCACCACGGUUUCAACGCUGUCGUCCACAAGACCCCCGGCCACCACCCAGCCCCCGUUGUCCACGCUGCCCCCGUGGUACACGCCGCCCCCGUAGUCCACGCCGCCCCCAUCGCGCACUACGCCGUCGCUCCCCUCGCCCACGGACAUCAUGGCCUCCAUUACUAAGCAACUACUCUAGCAUACUCGUGUGAUAUGAUGACGGAUGACUGAUUGUGAUAUUUAUGUGUAAAUAUGAUGAAAUGAAUUUAUACUCGAAUGUAAAUAAAAUACUCAGCUGCUGA